This is a messenger RNA of Dentiscutata heterogama, 224 nucleotides long. Lineage: Eukaryota; Fungi; Glomeromycota; Glomeromycetes; Diversisporales; Gigasporaceae. The record is from the annotation of a GenBank genome assembly.
GUACGCAAAAUUCGAACAAGCAGAUUACAUGCGCAAAUACCGGUAAAGUACAAUUCGCAUUUUUACAAGCGCCUCAAAGACUGGCAUGGUGCUAUCGCGCCAUCCCAGUCUUUGAGAAUACAAAUAUGGAAAAACAUUCUAAUUUUUUACCUUCUACUAAACAACUUUCAGCACUUGCUAAAAGACAUAUUCCAGAAUAUACUAUUAAAAAUACUAAUAAAUAG